Molecule: messenger RNA, 12895 nt
Organism: Ictidomys tridecemlineatus (thirteen-lined ground squirrel)
Lineage: Eukaryota; Metazoa; Chordata; Mammalia; Rodentia; Sciuridae
Source: RefSeq, a predicted model, not a curated record
GGAUCCCUGCGCGUGCGUUCAGAGAAGGGGCACGACCUGCAUGGCGAGAAUUCCCAGGUGCACACAGCCAUCCGCCUGUCUCCAGCUGAAAAGCAAGCAGAGGCAUCGCAAGGCACCCACCAGCGUCCAGAUUUCCUGCCUCCUAGUGGAGGUGACCGCCAGGAAGAGGGGGCAGAAGAAGCAGGCCCCUUGGCGCGUCCUCCCGCCGUGGGGGAGGAUGCCUGUGCUAAAGACCAACAGCCAGCUUGGUCGCCUCCAGCAAGACUCUUUGCAGCCGUGCCCAAAGCUCAGCACCAAGAGGCCGGGGACACCCGCCCAGAGACCCCGGCUACUUCCCAGGAGAGCACUGCCUUCACAGAGAAUGCAGAGGGCCCAGGCGAGGGCGCCUUGGAAGGGAUGGCAGCAUCCUCCACCUGCUCUACCCGGAGCCUGCAUCGCUCCCUCGGUUUCGCCCACAGGAAAAGGAAGCUCCAGGCGCCAGACCCCAAGAAAGGACUGCAGGGGCGCCCACGCCGUGUGCGCUCCCAGGCGAUGAGGGCCGCCAGGGCCAGCACCAUAAGGGCUGGCGAUCGACCAGCGCGAGGAGCCGCAGCAGGGCCUUCGGCACGCGAGCCCUGCCCUAUCAAAAGAGGGACGAUGGUCUGGUUCAAGUUUCAGGAUCAUCCGUUUUGGCCGGCAGUGGUCAAGAGCGUGUGCAAAACCCAGAAGACGGCCCGGGUGCUGUUGAUUGAGGCGAACCUGCGCGGGGAACGCAGCGGCAUUCGGGUCCCUCUGCACAGGCUGAAGCACCUGGAUUGUGAGGAGAAGGAGAAACUCCUGAAGAGAGCCAGCAAGGCGUACCGGCAGAGUGUGAACUGGUGCUUGUCGCUCAUUGCCCACUACCGAGAGCGGGUGGGUCGGGGCUCUUUCGUGGGCUCCUUCCUGGACUACUACGCGGCCGACGCCAGCUACCCCAUGCGCAAAGCCAUCCAAGACGGGGACCUGGACGUCAGUUUUCCAAAGGUGAAUUAUGCAGACCUGGAAGAUUCCGAGGAGGAGACCUCGGUGGGCGCGGGCGGCAAGAGGACCUGCAAGAAGCUGCUCCCCGACCGCAUGAGGGCCGCUCGGGACCGAGCCAACCAGAAGCUGGUGGACUUCAUCGUGAAGAAGAAGGGGGCCGACCACCAUCUGCUGGACAUCGUGAAGGGCAGGAAGCAGUCCCGGUGGCUGACGUCCUUUCUGAGUGAAAGCCGGUACGUGUUCUGCAUCGAGACGUACCUGGAGGACGAGGAUCAGCUGGAUGUCGUCGUCAAGCAUCUGCAGGACAUCUACGAGCAAACGGACAAGGCCUUGCUCACUCUCAUCAGAGGUGACAAAGUGAGAUUUCUUCUGGAAGUCCUGCUGCCAGAAGCGAUCAUUUGUUCAAUCGCUGCGCUGGACGGACUCGACUACAAGGGAGCAGAAGAGAAGUACCUGCGAGGGCCACCUGUGCAUCCACGGGAGAAGGAACUGUUCGACAAGGACAUCUUGAAGGAGAUGAGGAAGAGAUCCAGGAGAGGCAGAAAGGUGGUCAGGUCUCUUCCCCAGCCCUGCACCUCCGCAGGGGCCUCCUCCUCUCCCCAACCCAUCAGGCCGCCCCUCUGUGUGAAAGGAGGCGCCUCACCCCCUCCCUAGGCAGUCCCAUAUGCUUGGCACCUUUGGAAGAGACCUUUGGAAGGUGCACUCUUCAUGGUGGAUCCAUCUCUCCCCUUGGUGGAUGCCACCUUCAGCCACAUUUCUUGUCCCCAAACCCCUCACCCGCUAUUUCUCACGACACUCCUGCCCUUCCCACUUGAUAUUUUCAUACAGGACACACACCAGCAAAGGCCCGGCCUUCAGCUACCUAGCAACACUAACCUGGGAAACCUCAUGCGUGUGCUCACACAAACAUCCCCUGGAUUUUUCCUGCGUCCAGGGACAUGUGGAUAUACAUAUGCCUUGGGCUCCUUCUUGACAUCAUCCCCGAACUUUCCCUGCUACACCUAUUUGCUUCUUGAAGUCAAAACCAAUGACAGAGAUGCUUUCUCCUGUGAUAUCAUCACCUUCUGAUACUUCUUCAAAAGCCAUUCUGGAAGUCCAGCCGAGCACAGAGUUGCUGGAUCACCAGCCCACCAUCCUCUGGGCAUGGGUGAAAUCCUGGCACCCAAGGGCCCUUUUGUCCCGUGGGAUCUUGCCCAGGAGCAUCGACUUGGUGCAUUCAUGAAAUUCCGCCUCUGGGAGCAGGGAGUGGCCCUUCUUCACAGGCGGAAGAGCAGCGGCUUCCUGAAGCACACAGGCCACAGGCCCCCUCCCAUCACUGGCAGUGACUGGAUCCUCCUCACAUGGCCAUCCAGUCCCAGGUUGAGCACUUCACAGGCCAGCCACUCCAUGGAGUGGAUGGGAGAGGAGCCCAUCCACAGAGGAUGAGUUACAGGACAGCAAGCAUUUGCUCUGGAUCCCACAGGCCCUCACACAGAGACAUUUGUCUCAAGGUGUACCCCCCGACUUCUUCACGGGCCAGCAGGCUCCCACCGCAGAAACGCAGACUGGGUCAGUCUUUCCAGGCAGCUGGCACAGUGCCAGUACCGGGACUGCCAAGUUGCAAAUGGAAGAUAGAAACAGCCUCUGCUCGGCCCUACCUGGCCAUCGUCCAAAUGUAAUUAAACACACACCCUCAAAUGAUGCGUGCAAAACCCACGGAUUCUCCUACGAACUUGAAGCAAAACGUCUUUCUGAGAAUACACGAGUCCACUUCUCCUCCAGCUGUAAGGCACGCUGCUGACGGCCAGGUCCUGUGCUAAUGGAUGUUUGGCAUUGCUGCAGAGAGAUGGCAUGUGCUGGUGCACAGGUCUCCACCUCCACUGGGGAGCUGAAGAGGGAGGAGUAGAGCCCUGAGACCUGGAAAGCCGAUGAGCACAAGAAUUUGGAGCACCGGGAACCCCCAAGCUGUCACCCUAGAAUCAGCAAUCCCCUAAUCAUUGUGAACUGGGGAGCACCUUUUUUGUCUCUGUAGGCCACAAAGACCGCCUGUAAGGGAGCCACCUCAAAAGACGUUGCUUGUCUUGGGCAGCAUCCAUCCUGUUAACUGUCCUUGCUGCAGGACCGAUGGCAAGGGCAAACUCAGAGUAGGUAAGAUCACAGCCCAUCGCAGCAGGGGAGGGAAGUGCAGUUCCUGUGUGGGUGGGAGAUGCCUUCUCCUCAGAUGAACUGCAGGGCCUGGCUAAAAUGUUCUCGUGUGAACUGGGAGAAGGCAUGUGGGGGUGGAUUUGGGGAAUGCUAAACCAAGGCAUGGUAAAGAAUAUCAUUCAGUGGAGGGGGGGACUUGUUGGCUCACAAGCACAGAGCUGUGGCAGAGUUUCUGUGACCCAGGGAGGCCUAUAGGCUGCUUAGGUGGCACUUCAAGCCUGCAGAACCAUAGCCAGUGAAGUAGAUGCCAGCAUAGGAAUUGGCCUUAGCAAUGGGGUUCAAUAUUAAGGAUGAUUUUUCAUGUGAGUCUAGAGGUCCUGUCAGUAGAUUCUUGUGAUCUUGGAGGUCAGAGCUGCAAUGACACUACCAAAACAAGGAAUGUCCUGGUGUGGUUGUGCUGGUAUCUUUGAGAAGCACCCUGUUGACUCUUUUCUGAUAGAAAAUAAAAUUAGGAUGAAUUGUCAAAGAGUGGAAAGGUCAUACACAUUCUUACAAAGUCCCAGUUCAUGAUAGAAUAAUGAAACUAAUACUCAACAUCUCUUGUGGGACCAAAGAGUAGUCAUAUGAUCAUCCCUAUGCACAAUUUACAUUAAUAGCUAAUGUAAGAAUGCUGAAGUACUACUGCAGUUUCCCCAGAGAUGAAUUCCUAUUUCUGAUUUCUUUUUUUAUUUUUUUUAGUUGUAGGUGGAUACAAUAUCUUUAUUUAUUUAUUUUUAUGUGGUGCUGAGGAUUGAACCUAGGACCUCACAAGUGCAAGGCAAGCGCUGUACCACUGAGCUACAAUCUCAGCCCCUCUUUCUGAUUUCUUAAUGCAUUGGUUAUGAAAGGAAUUAGUGGGACCUAGGUAAGUAGUUUAUUAGAUGACUAUUGAUAUCUAGAAAAUCAGAUUGAAUAAAGGAUGUUGAAAAACAACAUUUUCAACUCUAGGUUUUUAUUGCUUCUUGGAAUAAUACAUUGGUACUAUAGGUAAAUCCUUGUACCCAUAUUACUAGUUAUCUAGAAAGUCUUAAAAAUAGAGGUUAUUUCUUAUGCAAAUACUAUGUUAACACUAAAUAUAAUCAUUGUUACCAAUGUGACUAUUUUACUAUUUGUAAUUUGAACAACUGGCUAAAUAUAGGUAAUAGAAAAGUAGAUUCUUCUCAUCCAAAUUCUUGGAAUAUUAAGUUAUUACUAGAAACAGAAUCAUUCAAGUAGUAUUUACAUUAGGAUAACUAAUUUUAAUUAGAAUAUGUUGGUUCAGGACACUGACCUAAGUAAGAACUCUCUACCAGAUCAGAGGUCACAUUAGGGAGGUAGGGGGCAGAGGGAUCAGCACCAGAGAAGUGUGUGAGGUUCAUAGAGGUUGGAUUUGUGGGUACUGGCAAGGCACACUAGUGUGAUAGACAGAAUGACAUCCCCUGCUAGGAUGUCCACAUUCCCAUCCCAUGAACCUGUGAACAUAUUACCCCAUGUGGUAGAAGUGAUUUUUCAGUUAUCAUUAAGAAAUGAUCUUGGAUUAUCCAUGUGGAACUAUUAUUAUCACAAAGGUUCUUAUAAGAGGAAGGUAGGGGUCAGAGUAAUAGUAGGUAUUAUGAUGGAAGCAAAGUCAGAGUGUAAUUUACAAAUCCUACACCUUUGACUUAGAAGAUAUAAAGAGGGGCCGUGAGUCAAGAAAUGCAAGUAGUCUCUGGAAACUACAAAAGGCAAGGCAAUUGAUUCUACCUCCAGAAAGAACACAGCUCUGCUGACACUUUGAUUUUAGUCUAGCAAGAUCCAUGUUAAACUCUGACCUCUAAAACUGUAAGAGAAUAAAUUUGUGUUAUUUAAGCCACUGACUAUGUGGUGACUUGUUAUGACAAUCCUUCAGAAGCUAAUACAGCUAGUAAUAGGACAGUCUAGCUAGUAAGAACAGGAUAUAUUCUGGAAGCUUGAGUAUUUAUGGUGGGCUUUCAGGGCCAGCAAAGGCUGGGAGGAGUCAUUGGGCACUGACAUGGAAUUGGUCACUGGAGCUAACCAGGACAAGAGUCAAGAAACUGGGUUCCUAUUGACCUGGAUUUGAAUCCAAGUUCCUUCACUUAUUAGUCAUGUGACUUUGGCAAUUUAUGAUACCAUUCUGAACACUGAUUUCUUCAUCUAUGAAAUAGGAAUGAGAGUACCUUCUGAGGCACAGUCGUUAGGAAAAAUAAAUGGGACAAUUCCCAUAUGCUUGGUAUAAUGCCUGCAUGACACAUAGAUGUGCCUAAGAAAACAGAUCAAGAUACUUUGGCUUUCAGCAGCAAAAAAGAGAAAGCCCACUUCCCAGUGGUCCCAGAAAUAUGUAAGGUCUGUUAUCUCACAUCACGUGAGGUCUUGAGGCAGGAGCUCUGGGAUUAUUGUUGAGGUUGCCCUUUGAGGUCAUUAGUAGCCAGGCUCUUUCUGUCUUUCAGUUUGACAACCAUUAAUGAGCCAUGUGUGUCUUUGACUGGCUUCCUUCACAGUGAAGAGGCAAUUGCUACAGUCCUUUGUAACAUAUAGUUGUGAGUAAGGAACAAGAAUUCUUCCUCUGGCCCUUUCCCUAUGCCUCAAGUCCCCAUGCCUAAGCCAAUUGUUGGAAAGAGCGAUGGGAACCUACCUUCUAAGGCUAAAGAUGAUCUGAGACUCCCCUGAGAACCAUGGCCUUAUGAAAAAGUUAGAUACUUAGGCAAAAUUGGAGUUCUCUGAGGAAGAAAAAGAAGAGAUGUUUGGAUAGUUUAGCAUGUGUACUGCAUAUAGAAAAAAAUGGUAAAUAUUUUUCUCAGAAUUAAGAAGGAAAAUAUGGGGCUGAUUGUCUAAGAGGCAUAGAGAUGUUAACUUGAGUUCCCCUUUUCUUAUUUUUCUUCUUGGAAAUAGAGUAAGAGCUGAAUGAAACAAACCCAAAGGAAAAUUUACUAGAGAAACUCCUGUAGAAUCAAAAGAGAAUAUCAUGCACAUUUUUCCCCACAUGAAAUAUCUUUAAGGCUACAUGGGGCAAUUGUCACAGUAUGUAUUCUGAUGGUUGUGCAGCAGAAUUGCCCUGGGACCUUUUUAAAAGUAUAUUUCUGAGAGUGGGCCUAGCCCUGAAGAUUCUAAUUUGGCAGCUUGAGAAUGAUCCCAGGAAUGUGAAUUUUUAUUAAGCUACUCCAAGUAAGUCUGAAGCACCAGAUAAAUUGAGAAGUACUGUCACCUCUUACCAAAACUGACAGAUCCAAAGGUAGAGGAACUGCUGUUCUCCUUUCUGUCAUUCAUUACCCUAUAGGCUCUCUCAACAUGAAGUAUAUUGGCAAGUUCUUGAAUGUUGGCAUCAGUUCCAUUUCCCCCAGCUCCCACCUGCAGCCCAGCACAGGCACUUCAUUGGCAAACUCUUUCAGGUAUCUCUUUAAAUUCUGGCAAUGAAAAACCUGGUAGGGGGCCAAAGUGAAGCAUGAAUUCAGAAGGAAAAACAGGAGGCAUCAGGAGAGACACAGUUGGUAACAUGUUAUGUUGACACUUGAAUAUGGAGAAAACGGAUUGCCUUGGACACCAAGUAAAAGAGAGAUCCAACUUGAAAUCAAUCACAGAAGAAUUUAUUCAAAGGGCAGAUUUUUAAUGGAUGUGAAAUUUGAUCUCUUUGUGUUCAAGUUAAUAAGAAUAAAUGUGGAAUAAAAGAAAGUUGAUACACCUAUUUGACUAUCACUUAGAUAUGGAACAAAUAUAGAGCAAUGAACUUAUUACAAUCCCCAUUUAAGUAUUAACUGACUUAAAACUUUGCCAUGUAACCAAAGAAUUCCAAAUAUAUUUUUUUCUAAAAUUUAUCAAAUAUUUAAAGUUACUAAACAAUAUGUAACUUUAAACAUUUGAAAAUUUCUAGACCAGAUGACCCCACAUGACCUUCUAAUAUUUUUCUCUUUCUCUCCCCUCUAUCCAGAGUUCUCAGCAUUCCUUACUGCCCCUUUCACACUACACAACCCUAUCCACUGUCAGCAUCACUCUAGCUGUAUCCCCCCCUUCCAGUGUCUGUCACUUUGGGCCUUUUCUAGAGGCCCAGAAGUAAAUAAUAACAAUAAUAAUAACACAUGAGAUCAUCAUGCUAUGAAAAUUCACAAUUCUGUUUUAUGUUAAUAUUUAAACAAUAUUUUUAAUACUCAACAUUUAUACUUAGACCCAUCUUUGAUUUCAAAGCUCCAAUAAGAUUUAACCCUGGAUUUCCUCUAAAUUAUAGCAGAGAAAGAUAGAGUUGCAAUGGUGUCUUACCCCCACAGUAUCCUAUUCAAUCCUAGGCAAAGAGGAGGACCCCAACAUUUCUUAAUCACAUCCCAGGGUGAGAAGGGAUGUUAAAUGUUCCUUGGUGGUGGUUCAUACAAGCAACGGCAUCAUUGAGCACGCCCAUUCAUUUAUAGGCUCUUUCUCCAGAGUGAAUACUCUGCUGCUAAACCAAGGCUGUGGAUUCACUGAAGGAAUUGCAACAUUCAUACGACUGUUCUGUGGAAUGAGUUUUCUGAUGAUGCAUAAGGGAUGAAUUCCGGCUGAAGGCCUUCUCACAUUGUUUACAUGUAUAAGGUUUGUCUCCAGUGUGUGUCCUUGGGUGCUUUGUAAGGUGUGAGCUCUGGCUGAAGGCCUUCCCACAUUCUUUGCAUUUGUGGGGUUUCUCUCCACUGUAAAUUCCUCGAUGUUCGAUAAGGUGUGCACUUCUGCUAAAGGCUUUUCCACAUUCUACACAUUCAUAAGGCUUCUCCCCUGUGUGUGUUCUUUGAUGGUGAAUGAGCCCUGAGGGGCCACUAAAGGCUUUUCCAUAUUCAUCACAUCUGUAGGGUUUCUCACCAGUAUGGACAAAGAAAUGCCUAGAGAGGGACGAGGUGUCUGUGAAGGCCUUGCCACAUGCAUCACAUUUGUAGGGCCUCUCCCAGUGUGGGUCCUGCGGUGCUAGGUCAGGUGCGUGCUUCUGUGGAAGGCCUUCCCACACUCGCCACACUUGUAGGGCUUCUCCCCAGUGUAGAUGUGCAUGUGCUGGGUCAGGUGCAUGCUCUUGGUGAAGGCCUUCCCACACUCGUGGCACUUGUAGGGCUUCUCGCCCGUAUGAGUCCUCAGAUGCUGGUUAAGGGAUGAGCUCUUGCUGAAGGCCUUCUCACACUCUGAACAGCCAUAGGGCUUCUCUCUGGUGUGGAUGCGUUGGUGGUCAAUGAGAGAUGAGCUCUGAGUAAAUGCUUUGCCACAUUCAUUGCACUCAUAUAGCUUCUCCCCGCUGUGGGUGCAAAGGUGCUUUGUCAGGUGUAUGCCCUGGCCAAAGGCUUUGCCACACUCUUUGCACCAGAAGGGCUUCUCUUCGUGUGAGCUGUCUGGUGGUGGAUGAGCAACGAGCUCUGGCUGAAGGCCUUCUCACACUCACUGCACUGAAAAGGCGUUUCCCCCAUGUGAAACCUCAGGUGUUUGAUCAGGGAUGAGCUCUGGCUGAAGGCCUUCCCGCACUUGGGACAGGAGUAUGGUUUCUCUCCCGUGUGAAUUCUCUUAUGCUGUACGAGUCCUGAGAGGCCGCUGAAGCCUUUCCCACAGUCAGGACACUUAUAGGGCUUCUCUCCCCUGUGAAUCAGCAUAUGAUGACUGAGGGAAGAGGCAUCUGUAAAGGCCUUCCUGCACUCCUGGCACUCAUAGGGCCUCUCUCCCGUGUGGGUCCUGUGGUACUGGGUCAGGUGUGUGCUUCUGCGGAAAGUGUUCCCACACUCGCCACACUCGGAGGGCUUCUCCUCGUUGUGGAUGCGCAUGUGCUGGGUGAGGUGGGUGCUCUUGGUGAAGGUCUUCCCGCACUCAUGGCACUCAUAGGGCUUAUUGCCUGUGUGGAUUCUCUGGUGAUCACUGAGCGAAGAGCUCUGGCUGAAGGCCUUUCCACACUCACUACAUUUAAAGGGUUUCUCUCCUGUGUGAGACCUCUGAUGCUUUGUAAGUGAAGAGCUCUGGUUGAAGGCCUUCCCACAGUCCUUGCAUGUAAAGGGUUUGUCUCUAGUGUGACUUUCCUGAAGGUCAAACAAGGUGGAAUGGUCCCAGAAGGAGUUUCCUUGUUGGGUACACUGCCACGGUUUCUUAUCCAUACAGAAGCCCUGCUAAGUAAUCAGGUCUAAAUUUGGGCCUAGGCUCCCUACAUGUGUGUCACCUGUGCCAAGACUUUUUCAUGUAGGGAUCCCUGGCUGUGAAACAGGAGCUGACUGGAGGCUGAAGCUUCCUUGGAAAUCACUGCAUUCAUUGGGAAUGUCCUCCCUGGAAUUUCUCUUGUGCAUUAUUGCUGUUUGGGAGAUCUCUCCAAGUGGCCCUCAGUCCUCCAUGCCUCAUACAACAUAGAGUCCUAGGGACUGUUCCCUGUCAUUCUAUUUAUCAGUGUUCCCUGGAAUAAGCCUCCUUCAGAAAUGUUCUGCUGGAAGGUUGAUUCCUUAGCCUCAGGUCUGGUUCCCCAAUCUGAAAGAAAAUACAAAACAGGGAGUUCGACCAGUGUCAUGUGAUAGAAAACCUAGCCCCUAAGGCAUUCAUGGUGUCAACAACCCUCACAGUUGGCUCUGCUGUUUCAACACAGGAUGAGAUGAAGGAGAGAUGGACAGGAAAGCAGAUAAGCAGGUGACACAAGUGGUGCAUGAGAAAUGAACACCCAGAAGGGUCUGGAAAGGACAGAGGGAAGCUGGGAAAGAGAGGCACAGGAAAGGUGGCAGAGAAGGAUGGAAGAUAAUGAGGAACAACAGAUGAUGAUCCAAGGGCUCAUUCUGGGACUGGAAGACAUGACAAAGUCCCUUCUGCAUUGUUGUCUCCAUAUGCUUGGAUUAUCUAAUGGCCUCUUGGAAAGGUACCUUCAUUCCAUUCCAAUCAAUCCUGCAUAUUGUCAGGGUAGAAAACUAAAAAUUCAGAUGCAGGAGUAGAAUUUAUAUGCCUUAUUCUAGUUGAUAGUUACCUUUUUCUGACAAAGGAGAAUACAGAAGGCAGAAAGAUGCUGUGGUUUUGCUGAUAAAGAUUGUGAACAUGGUUCAUAAUGGUAGAACGGUGAUCUCUUUGCAAAGGCUAAAGAGCUCAUCUCAGAAUUACUUUUGAAAUAUUUUUUACAGGAGAUUCAUCAAAUUGAUGAAUAAAUUAUUUUGAAGGGACUCAAGAAAAAAACACACUGAUAAGUAAAACACUAUGGUAGACAAGAUUUGUGACACAGAGAAAUACUGUCCAGUUAUUUUCAAAUGACAAGAUAGGAUGAGCAGUUCAAGAUUAAGUCUCCAGCUGCCUCUAUACUAAUACAUAGAGUAAGGGGACAAUGAUAAAUUGAAAUUGUUCACAUAAAUGGGUUUGACAGAGACUGUACUUUGCUCAGAAGGAUUCAGAAACAGAUUGUGGCAACAGAAUGUAGACCCAAGAGAUGUGAAAGUGACAGAAACAUCAGAAGAAAGUUGCCAACUUAAUUUUGAAUUACUAAUAGUGGGGAAAGGGAACAAACUUCAUAACUGCAUACAGUCAAGCCCUCUGCUCCUAACACCAGCUUCAUAGGCCUUCCAUGAUACUACCCUAUACUCCAGCCUCUGAAAGUGAGCUUUGUCUCUUAGGAACUACCAAACCCUAUGUAACUCUCUUCUAAGUCACAUCACUGCCUAUGUAGAAGCUGUGUUAGAUUCCAAUCUGUAACCCCACAAAAUUUAAGCAUGUAAAAGUGCUUAAUAAAUUUUUGAAUGAGCAAAAAUGUUUUGAGAAACUAAUUAAGAGAUCUAAAAAGGAAACUGCUGCCUGAGGAAUGGGAGAGACUAUAGUAUAGAAUUCUUACUCUAUAGCAGUGAAUAUCCCCAUGAAAAUGGGGGCCACAUACCUAGGGAUUCAGUUUGGCUACACUGGAGGUGUUCUUAUGAACAAUGCUGUAACAAACACGUGUGCAAAGAAAGAAAAGAACAGCACACCAGUAACAUUAAAUGUGGCAUGUGGCUUACUUUCUCUUCCUUGGCCACCAAGAUAUUAUUCCCUCCUGGUUUUUGCCCCACCUCCCCAGCAGCUCCUUUUCAGUCUAUUUUGAUGAUUUCCUAUUAGACCAACCUAUACUUCCUCUUACCCUCUGUCUCAUGGAGUUGUGUACACAAAUACAUACACACUGACUUCUCCCAAAUUUAUCUCUCCAUUCUGUCAUUGAGCAAAAGACUUGUGUAUGUUUUUCUAUUUGUAUAUCUAAUUAGACAUCCCAAACUUAACAUGGUCAAAAACAAAAACCUUGGGGCUGGGGCUGUGGCUCAGUGGUAGAGCACUCGCCUAGCACGUGUGAGGCCCUGGGUUGGAUCCUCAGCACCACAUAGAAAUAAAUAAAUAAAGGUAUUGUGUCCAACUACAACUAAAAACUAAAUAUUAAAAAAAAACUUUUCUAAUCCUCAAAUCUAUGUCUCCCACAUCUUCCCCAUCUCAGUUAUGUCAACUGUAUCCUUCCAGUAGCUCAGAUCAAAAAACCCACCAGCAAAUCUACUAACUCUAAUUUCAGAAUCUGACUGCCUUUAAUUACCUCCAGUGCUACCUCCCUGAUCCAAGUCACAAUCACCUUUCUCUUGGAAUAUUUCAGUAACAUCCAAACUGGUGGCCCUGCUUUUGUUUUACCCCAGCCAUAUCCCCAACAACCCCCCAACACACACUGACACAUCUUCCUUAUGGCAGACCAAGUGAUCCCAUUACAACAUCAUGGCAAAUCAAUCACUGGUAUACUCAGAACACUCCAGCAGCUUGUGCUCAGCCCUGACUGAAAGACCAGGUCUUUCCAAUGUUGCUCAAAGUUCAUGACAUUAUGGCCCUCAUCUCCUUCUGUCUCACCUAUGCUCCCUCUUCCAGUCCCACUGGACUCACCUGAUUUACUCUAAAACAUCAGAUGCCCUCCUUCUUCAGAGCCUUUGCCCGGAACCUUCUGCAAGAUAGGUUUUUGUUGUUGUUGUUCUUGUUAAAAUGCUGCUAUGACCCAGUUUUUGAGGUCCUGUCCAGGGACAGGAAAGUACCCUUGUUGAGUAGCUGGUUAAGUUCACAGUCCAACCACUUCUCUUAUCAAGCUCUCACAUUCCAGACCACUAUGCUCCUCCCCUAAUUGUCCUGAUGCCAGGAACCAGAUAACUAGGGAGAGCUCUUAUGCCCUGGAACCUGAGAAAUUAUUCAAAUUAGCCAAUCUGCAGAGAACCCACAAAACCUAGCCACCCCAGCCCCACUUGCCAUCAACAUGUUGCCCCUAGAGCUCCAGCUUACUGUUACACUGUCCCCAGGCUUUAUGUUCUGUGUAGCCGUGCAUGGCAGCUUUCUCUUGUUAGGAUCCAUAAAAACAAGGAGUUCUAACAUUUGUCUGGGCCAAUAUCGUACCAUCAAAAGAAUCUUUAAGUCCUGAUACAACACUGUUUCCUUGGAAAGGUCCAUCAUUUGCUCUAUUAACCCCUUCAGAUAUUUUCUUGCUGAGGUUUUCUCUGACUGCACACCCCCCUCAUGCUUGGCACCCCAUCUCUUCUCCCUGCUUGACUUUUCUUGACCAUUUGCCAGGUCUCAUGUAUGCAUUAUUUCAAUUGUCUUUUCCUCUUGGGACAUCAUUUCUGUGGGAAAAAGGGUUUUGCCUCACAUUACAUGUUCAACAAAUGCUUCUUGAAUGAGAGUGAGUGAAUGCAUGAGUGGAUGAAAUGGUAAGAGGAAACUAGAGAAAUACCAGGAAUAGUAAAGUUUCAAGUGACUGGCAAACACACAUACACAUACACACACAAACACACACACAAACACUCUCUCUCUCUCUCUCUCUCUCUCUCUC